AUGGCUUCCCCUGGUAUCGACCCCGAGGUUGCCAAUCUACUUGAAUCCGCCAGUGACGAUGAACUCCUUGCUUUUGCCGAACUAUACGAAGAUGGCGAGGAUGAGACAACCAUUCUACUUUCAGUAUGUGCUUUGUUCCAUGCUUUCAACAGGUUAGGCAACAGCGAAUACCUCGUUCGUGCCCGUGCUCGCUCGGAACAGCUAUUAGCUAUGACGGCCAACGACAGUCCAUUUUGGGAUGGACGCAACCAGAUCUUGUCCGCAAUGACGGCGAGGCUAAGUGAACUGGAAGAAGAGCAAGAGCAGAUAGCUGACCUGGCCGUCACCAUGGGUCUGAAUGUCGAUGCUGUCGCGAAUGAGCCAGUACCGAAGCAGCUGGAUCUUUUCAUCGAGCAUGCGAAAACCCAAGCCGAAGCUGUACCUCAAGGAGACACAAACCGCCGUGACUUGGUGAUGCAAUACUAUAUGCUUCUCGAGAGCCGCUAUAAUGGGACUCGCACGCUGUCCGAUCUGGAACAACUCAUCCAACUUGGAGAAGAGCUGCUUGAAUUGCCCUCCGAUGAUCCGAAAUGGCAGCACGCGUGGCUGAUCCAGCUUACCAAAUGGAACGGGGAACGAUAUUUCUUCCAUGGGCAACGACGGCCUGAAGACUUCCACCGUGCUGUGGAUAUGACAAACCGACUUAUGGCAUCUGCUCCUUCAGAGUUCCGGCUUCAGGCCAUGGAUAGUGGCGUACAAGGUACCUAUGAGGCAUUGGCGGCCACCGCCUUGGAUGAUCCUGAUCGCAAUUCUUACUUGGUAUCUCUCGGAACCUAUCUUCUUGCUCGAUGUAAUGAGACUGGGGCUGUAGAGAAUGUAGACCAAGCCAUUGAAGCCAUGAGCCCGGCAUUGGAUGACAUGGUAGCCGGACACACGGACCAGCUACAGUUCAUUGAGGUUUACACGAAGUGUCUUUACAAGCGAUUUGCAAUGACCCAGACCUUAGAUAAUCUAGAUAGAGCUAUAGAACUAGCCAAAGUGGCUUUGAAUGGAACUCAAUCACCACAGCUCUCCGGCCAGUUGAGUCUCUACCUUGCUGAACGCUUUCGACACACAAGAACAAUUGGCGACUUUCAUGAAGCUAUUGACAUUAUCAGGGCAACUCUCAGACAGCCAAGAAACGAAGAGACCGAGAUGCUUAACCGGCUAUUUACUUUCGGAGGUUUUUCGGGGUCUUCGCCUCAGCACAGCGGAAAUUCAGAUUUAGCAAGACAAGUCAUCGACAUUCUACAGCAGGCCUUCGAAAACUCGCCAACUGGGCACACCCUGCGACCGUGGUUCCUGCUAAUACUAGGUCUUUGGUAUGGCAGAAAACAUCUGGAAGGGGAGAUAGACGAUUUCACUCUUGCUGCUUCUACAGUAGAGGAGGCCCUAGCAAUCUCUCCCUCUGAUAACACUUGUCAAGCUGCAUGUUGGAACAGUCUUGGUCAGCUACUGAGCGAGCGAUUUGAGCAACUUGGAUCAUUGGAUGACAUCGACCAAGCAGUCCAAUAUGCCAAAAAGGCAAGCGAAAGCGCACCCCAUGAUCAUGUUGAGAGACGACAGGCGGCUUGCAAUAUUGGAAUCUGGACGAACCUGCGAGCUCGAGCGACGGAGUCGUAUGAAGAUGUUGACGCCGCUGUUGAAGCGCUGAAGGGCGCUGUCAGCUCCAUCCAUUUUACUGAUCAUGACUACUACACCUGCUUGUUUUCCCUGAUUUUGAGACUAGGCACGAGAUACGAUACCCGCGGAUCACUUCAAGAUCUUCACGCUUCAAUAGACAUACUCUCAAGAGCCUUAGAACACUUGCCUUCCAUUGAUCGGUACCGCACUACUAUACUUGCCACUAUCGGUGAGCUUCUGUGCAAACGAUACAUAAAGAUAGGAGCCGUGGAGGAUCUUGACCGUGCAAUGGAGUUGACUACGAUAGUCAUGCACGAGUAUCCCGCGGGUAGUGAGGAGCAUACCAUCUGCCUCGCCAAUCUUUCCUGGCAGCUUGCUCAUCGCCCGGGCACUGGAAACGGGGACCAACUUGACCGUGCCAUAGAGGCUGCACGAGCCGCAUUCGACGCCACGUCUGAUGGAGACAGGUUCUUUUACAUACGAGCCGGCAUUCUUGCAGAAAUGUUUCAGUCCCGCUAUGUAAGAGAUCGAAUAAUUGACGACCUCGACGAGGCCGAACUCUUUGCAAAUGUCUCAGUAGCCACCGCGCCUUCAGGUGGCAAGGAGAAGGCCUGGAGGCUCUACAGCCUUGCAAAUAUUCUUCGAGAUCGGGCGGUUUUGUCGACCGAAUGGGAGGAUCUCGACAAGGCCAUUGAAACGGCGAGGGAAUCGGCGAGCUUGUCGGGGGUGGAUGACCGCCUCCGAGCUCUUUUCCUCAAAAACUUGGCAAACUUGCUUGCCGAGAGAUAUCCAGGAUGUAUGUCGCCGGCUCAUGAAGCCCAUGCGUCUAUUCUCGGCGUGGUGAAGGCCGGCUGGGAUUGUAGUAAGAAAGCCGAUCCAAGCACUCGCAUUCACCUGGGCCUUACUGCAUCUUUCUACAUGACAGGCAAUGCUGACUGGGUGUCUGCCUGCGCCAUCUUGGAGGAGGCUAUUCAGCUUGUUCCCCUUCUGAGCCCCAGAAUCCUUAGCAACACGGACAAGGAGCUUGGGCUGAGAGAGUUCAGCGGCGUCGCUUCCAUUGCCGCCGCCGUGGCCUUGAAUGCGGGCAAGAGCCCUGGCCAAGCACUGCAGAUGCUUGAGCUCGCUUCUGGAGUCAUCACUGGGUUGCUCACGGAGAUGAGGUCGAGCACUGACGAGCUCGAGAGGAAGCACCCACAACUAGCAGCAAGGUUCAUACAGUUGCGAGACCAACUAGACUCAGACCCAACGUUGACCGAUCUAUCGUUAGACAUUCGUGAUCAAAAUAGAUCCUUGUCGUGUCUGAACACGCGAUAUGAGCUGGACGAAUCACUCAGCGACGUCAUCCAACAAAUAAGAGGACUCGCUGGAUUCGAGAGAUUCCUGCUGCCACUGACUCCCGAGGACAUGAUGACCAUCGCGAACCAGGGGCCGGUGGUCGUUCUCAGUGUCAGCGCUCACCGCUGCGAUGCCUUCAUCAUCAAAGCUGACAGUAUCGCUGUAUUGAAUUUGCCGGAUCUGAAUAUAGAGGAUGCGCAUCGCAUGGAUGAAGCUUUGACGUCAAAUACAGCCUGCGUUCUUGAAUGGCUAUGGGCUGCCAUUGCAGAGCCUGUCUUGAGCUAUCUAGAGUACAAUCAAACCCCGUCAGAUGGUGACUGGCCUCACAUAUGGUGGAUUCCUGGAGGAUUCCUCGCGCGGUUUCCUAUUCACGCUGCCGGCAACCAUGCCAACGGCUCAAAGGAAACUGUCCUCGAUAGAGUUGUCUCGUCGUACUCUACCUCCCUCAGAGCCCUUGCCUAUGGCCGACGACACCAUGUCCGACGCCGCAGUGACACCAAAGCCCAGUACGCACUUCUGGUCGCAAUGCCUGAGACACCUGGCCAGUCAGCCCUCCCAUUCGCUUCGAAAGAGGUGGACAUGCUCCGUGAGCUGUGCCCCUCGCUGCAUUUACAGCAGAUUGAACUAGCUCAACCCACCAAAGCCCAACUCCUGAAACAUCUGAAGGACUGCCAGAUUUUUCAUUUUGCCGGUCACGGGCUUUCCGACAAUGAAGAGCCGUCUGAAAGCUGUCUCCUACUCGAGGACUGGGCCAACAAUCGGCUUACUGUAGGGAGUCUCCGCGACCUCAAGCUACAAGAAAACGCACCAUUCCUCGCCUACUUAUCCGCGUGCUCAACGGGAGCGAAUACCGCCAGAAGACUUCAGGAUGAAGGAAUCCAUCUCAUCAACUCGUGCCAGCUUGCAGGGUUUCGUCAUGUCAUUGGCACACUCUGGGAAGUCUCGGACUUUCACUGCGUUGAGAUUGCUAGAAGCUUCUACAAAUUUAUUCGCGAUCAUGGUAUAUUAGAUCAUGCUGUAGCCCUUGGGUUGCACAUGGCCAUGAGGAAACUACGGGACAUGGACAGAGAACCUGUGACGACCAGUAUAGUUAAAAGCGAGAGAGACGCAGUCCGCAGGAGACGUCGGAAGAGGGAUAUGGCGUGGUACUGGGUCCCGUACGUCCACUUUGGAGUAUAG
Messenger RNA from Aspergillus pseudotamarii, 4155 nucleotides. Its product is annotated as CHAT domain-containing protein. NCBI's taxonomy places the organism in Eukaryota, Fungi, Ascomycota, Eurotiomycetes, Eurotiales, Aspergillaceae. The record is from RefSeq and is a predicted model, not a curated record. Gene Ontology annotation, molecular function: protein binding. Bases 1 to 4155 code for a protein of 1384 amino acids. The transcript has 2 exons.